Molecule: messenger RNA, 2378 nt
Organism: Artibeus jamaicensis (Jamaican fruit-eating bat)
Lineage: Eukaryota; Metazoa; Chordata; Mammalia; Chiroptera; Phyllostomidae
Gene: FBXW8
Product: F-box and WD repeat domain containing 8
Exons: 11
Coding region: 69-1838 (589 amino acids)
Biological process (GO): cilium assembly; protein ubiquitination
Cellular component (GO): centriole; Cul7-RING ubiquitin ligase complex; ciliary basal body
Molecular function (GO): protein binding
Source: RefSeq, a predicted model, not a curated record
CGGACACAUCCCGCUGAGGGACCAUCCCGUGGUACCGGCAGAACCCGGGCGUGUGAGGGGCGCGGGCCAUGGACGACCACAGUUUGGACGACUUCCGCCGGCGCUGGCAGGAGGAGCUGGCACAGUCCCAGGCCCUGAGGAAGCGGCGGCGGCCGCGGCGGCCCGAGGGGACCCCUGAGCACGGGGAGCAGGCCUCGGGGUACCUGGCGCUGGCUCAGGGCCUUCUGGAGGGCGCGGGGCGGCCUCCGGCAGCACGGACCACCCGGGCCGAGAAGCAGGACUCGGCGAGCCGUUCCCGCUCCCCUUCAACCCAUGAGGGCGCCGGGGGAGGGGAGCAGCUGGUGGACCAGCUCAUCCGCGAUCUGAAUGAAAUGGAUGACGUGCCAUUCUUUGAUAUCCAGCUGCCGUAUGAAUUGGCAAUCAGUAUAUUUCAGUACCUGGACAGGAAAGACCUGGGGAGAUGUGCUCAGGUGAGCAAGACGUGGAAGGCGAUUGCCGAAGACGAGGUGCUGUGGUACCGGCUGUGCCAGCAGGACGGACACCUUCCCGACAGCAGCAUCUCUGAUUAUUCUCGCUGGAAGCUCAUCUUCCAAGAGUGCCGAGCCAAGGAACACAUGUUAAGAACCAACUGGAAGACUCGCAAGGGUGCCGUGAGUGAGCUGGAGCACGUUGCUGACGCGGUUUUAUGUGACGUGCACUCGCACGAUGGCGUUGUCAUUGCUGGAUACACAUCAGGGGACGUGAGGGUGUGGGACACCCGCACCUGGGACUACAUGGCCCCCUUCCUGGGCUCGGAGUCUGAGGAGGAUGAGCCUGGAACACAGCCAUAUGUCUCCUUUGUGAGGAUAAACAACUCGCUGGCGGUGGCGGCUUAUGAGGAUGGAUUUCUUAACAUCUGGGGCCUGCGGACUGGAAAGCACCCUAUUCACCGCUUCAAGCACGAUGCGAGAAUACAGGCGCUUGCCCUCGGCCGGGAGGACGUAACUGUUGCCACCGCCUCUGCUUUCGACGUUGUCAUGUUGCGCCCCAAUGAGGAGGGCUGUUGGCAAGUGGCUGCAGAAUUUGAAGUUCAGAAACUGGUUGACUACCUAGAACUGGUUCCAGACACCGAAAGGCACCCAGUGGCAGUAGCCGCUGCUGGAGACCUGGUGUACCUGCUGAGGGCCGACGACUCGGCCAGAACCCUGCACUGCGUCUGCAGCCAGCCUGCCAGCUGUCUCGACGUCUCGGCCACCCAGGCUGCUUUUGGAGUGAAGAGUCUGGGAUGGGUGCAUGAAGGAAACAAGAUCCUGGUCUACAGCCUGGAAGCGGAACGCUGCCUCUCGAAGCUGGGCAACGCGCUGGGCGACUUCACGUGCGUCAACCUCAGGGACAGCCCUCCCAGUCUCCUGGUCAGUGGCAACAGGGACAGGAGGGUGAGGAUCCACGACCUCCGCACCAACAAAACCGCCUUGUCGCUGUCUGCCCACCAACUUGGAGUCUCUGCAGUCCAGAUGGAUGACUGGAAAGUCGUCAGCGGAGGCGAGGAGGGCCUGGUCUCCGUGUGGGAUUACCGGAUGAACCAGAAGCUGUGGGAGGUGCACUCCAGGCACCCCGUCCGUCACAUCGCCUUCAACAGCCACAGCCUCAUCACAGCCAACGUGCCCGACGAGAGGGUGGUGCGCAGCGCCGACCUGGACAACUUCACCACGCACAGGAGACACCAGGGGCUGGUCCAUGCCUACCAGUUCUCGGUGGACCAGCUGGCCUUGCAGAGCUCGCUGCCCCUCUGCCGUCCAUCCUGCGACACCACAGUGGGCUGUGGCUACGACCUCACGCUGGCCUUUCCCUGCGAGUAGGGAAGAAGGGAGGAGAACCGCGUUCAUGAAUGUGAAGACAACCAAGGAGUUCUGCGUGGGCUCCAAAGGUUUGGGGAAGCCCGCCACCCCAGGGUGCACUUGUGUGGCACCCACGGUCCUGAACUGCUCUCGCUUUCCCCCUCUAUCUUCCUCCAGCGGCUGCAGCGGGCUCAAGGGUGUCGGGCAUAUUCCAGCUUCCUGUUUCUUGUGGCUUUGAGAACCAUACCCCCCCUUCUGCUCAGCCCCAGCCAGCCUCCCGUGGGCCUCCCACACAGCCGUGCCGCCGCAGGGCCAGGCCUGGCUUUCUCACUGUGCACAUGGCCCUGCUCCUGCCCACCUUUCCUUCCACCCUUUGGGUGUGGCCUACAAGGCCCCAGCACCCACCCUUUGGAGGACAUGAAGCGUUCCCUCAGGGUGGGCGUCUGAUGCCACCCGACCGCCUGGCGUAACCCAGGAUAGCAGUGCUGCUCCACGGAGCUUCUGCCACAAUUUGUAACUACACACUUGCACCAUCGUUCCCUAAUGGCUGCUUUGCUUACU